AUGAACACACUCAGACAUUGGUUCUUCACUGUUUUGAUUCUGAGUGUUUCACUUCCAUUUGUUUUCUAUAUUGUUAAUUGGCAUGCACAAAAAUCUCUUAGGAUACUGAACCUCUCAGCGAGUUCAGCUUUAGCAGAAGCCUGUAAAGCACUUAAUGAAGAUAAGGCAUUCUUUCUGAAGGAAAACACUUUGAAAACAUCAUCCAGAAAAUCCAGUUGCACAGAGUAUGUCAUGCAGAAUCAUUACAUCACUGGAACCCUCUCAGCUGAAGAGGCUGCCUUCCCCCUCGCCUACAUCAUGACCCUGCACAAGGAGUUUGAGACCUUCGAGCGGCUCUUCCGGGCAGUGUACAUGCCCCAGAACAUCUACUGUAUCCAUGUGGACCAGAAGGCGCCGGUUGCCUUUCAGCAGGCAGUACGGCGCCUGGUGGGCUGUUUCCCCAACGCGUUCCUGGCCUCCAAGAUGGAGCGGGUGGUCUACGGUGGCAUAUCCCGCCUGCGGGCUGACCUCAACUGCAUGAGAGACCUGCUGGCUUCUGCUGUGCCCUGGAAGUACCUGCUCAACACCUGCGGGCAGGACUUCCCCUUGAAGACCAACCGGGAAAUCAUCCGGUUCCUUAAGGGCUUCAGAGGCAAAAACAUCACUCCUGGGGUGCUGCCGCCGGCCCAUGUCACUACACGCACCAAGUACGUACACAAGGAACAAUUAUAUCCUUUCUUUUCUUUCAUGCUGUGGACGUUUGUACAUAAAGCACCUCCGCCUCACAACCUUACCAUCUACUUUGGCUCUGCAUACAUCGCAGUCACCCGGCCCUUUGUGAAGUUUGUGCUCCAAGACCAGCGUGCCAUUGAUUUACUGGCGUGGUCUGAGGAUACCUAUAGCCCUGAUGAGCACUUCUGGGUGACGCUCAACAGGAUUCCAGAUACCAAAGGGAAAAUUGAAAGCAAAUUCAAUUUUGUCACAUUUGCAGCUCUUUGCACAGACAGCUGA
Rhea pennata is the source of this 990-nucleotide messenger RNA. Its product is annotated as N-acetyllactosaminide beta-1,6-N-acetylglucosaminyl-transferase-like. Gene Ontology annotation, biological process: transforming growth factor beta receptor signaling pathway. The transcript has 2 exons. Gene Ontology annotation, molecular function: acetylglucosaminyltransferase activity. The coding region runs from base 1 to 990 and encodes 329 amino acids. NCBI's taxonomy places the organism in Eukaryota, Metazoa, Chordata, Aves, Rheiformes, Rheidae. The record is from RefSeq and is a predicted model, not a curated record. Gene Ontology annotation, cellular component: membrane.